Molecule: messenger RNA, 1874 nt
Organism: Melanotaenia boesemani (Boeseman's rainbowfish)
Lineage: Eukaryota; Metazoa; Chordata; Actinopteri; Atheriniformes; Melanotaeniidae
Gene: sgsh
Product: N-sulfoglucosamine sulfohydrolase (sulfamidase)
Exons: 9
Coding region: 163-1743 (526 amino acids)
Biological process (GO): glycosaminoglycan catabolic process; heparan sulfate proteoglycan catabolic process
Molecular function (GO): N-sulfoglucosamine sulfohydrolase activity
Source: RefSeq, a predicted model, not a curated record
GAAGUUUGAAAGAUGGCAGUUUCGCUUUACUGACGGCAAUGUAGUUGUAAACAUUGUUAAAUAGUUAGUUUUGUGACUCUUUUCUUUCUUUUUUACUUACUUCUUUUUUUAAUCAACGUGUGUUAGAGUUUUUACUGCCCGUCAAAUUUAGUGGAGCUCAUCAUGCUGUCUCACAUUAUUUUUCUUAUUUUAGUAUCUUGUUGCAUCGUGGAGUCAAAGAAAAGAAAUGUACUGUUAAUAAUCGCUGAUGAUGCUGGUUUUGAAACGGAGGUAUAUAAUAACUCUGUCGUCCACACCCCCCACCUUCGCUCUCUGGCCCAGCGCAGUGUGGUGUUCAGUAACGCCUUCACAUCUGUGAGCAGCUGCUCCCCUAGCCGUUCCACCAUCCUCACCGGCCUGCCGCAGCAUCAGAACGGCAUGUACGGACUUCAUCAAGGGGUUCAUAACUUCAACUCCUUUGAUGGAGUACAAAGUUUGCCUCUACUCCUCAGCCAGGCCAACAUACACACAGGUAUAAUCGGAAAGAAGCAUGUCGGUCCUGGAUCAGUUUACCCUUUUGAUUUUGCCUACACAGAAGAAAACAACUCUGUCCUCCAGGUGGGGAGGAACAUCACCCGGAUCAAACUUUUGGUUCGCAAGUUUUUUCAGACUCAUAAAGAGGAGGUUUUUAAACGAAGGGGAAUGGAAGAAGAGACAAAUGGCAACAAUAGGAAUAUGAAACAGGAGGAGAGGCCAUUUUUCCUUUAUGUAGCCUUCCACGACACGCACCGAUGUGGCCAUUCACAGCCCCAGUACGGAGCUUUCUGUGAGAAGUUUGGGAAUGGAGAAAUGGGGAUGGGUAGAAUCCCUGACUGGACUCCAGUAUAUUACACACCAGAACAAGUAAAGGUUCCUUCUUUUGUGCCGGACACACCAGCAGCUCGAGCCGACUUGGCUGCACAGUACACCACAGUCAGCAGGUUGGAUCAGGGUAUCGGAUUAGUUCUGCAAGAACUCAGAGAUGCUGGUUAUGAGAACGACACUCUGGUUAUCUACAGCUCAGAUAACGGCAUCCCCUUCCCAAAUGGCAGAACCAACCUGUAUCAGUCCGGGACAGCAGAGCCCAUGCUUGUGUCGUCUCCAGAACAGAAGGAGCGGUGGGGAGACACCAGUCAGGCCUACGUCAGCCUGCUGGACAUCACUCCCACCGUUCUAGACUGGUUUUCUGUGUCCUACCCCUCAUACAGCCUCCCUGGUAGCCCUACCACACAGGUCCUCCUCACUGGUCGCUCCCUACUGCCUGCUUUAGUCUCCGAGCCCAGCAGCUGGCACACAGUCUACUCCAGCCAGUCCCUGCAUGAGAUAACCAUGUACUACCCGAUCCGUUCUGUCCACCAAGGGGCGUAUCGCCUACUUCACAACCUGCAUUACCGCAUGCCUUUCCCCAUCGAUCAGGAUCUGUACGUGUCGCCCACCUUUCAGGACCUGCUGAAUCGCACCAGGCUGCAUCAGCCGACACACUGGUUCAAAAGCCUGGACCAGUAUUACUACAGAGAGCGCUGGGAGCUGUUCGACACCAGGAAAGAUCCCCUGGAAAUGAAGAACCUGGUAUCAGACCCAGCCUACAGCGACGUGCUGGAGAACCUGAGACAGACUCUGCAGAAGUGGCAGUGGGAGACAGGAGACCCUUGGGUCUGUGGACCAGACUACGUCCUGGAGGACAAACUGGUGCCACACUGCAGACCCCUCCACAAUGGACUCUGAUGCUACUUUGACUCAUCUUUAUUGAAGUGAUAAAAGCAUUUACCUACAAAUCCAUGACAUUUAUUUAAAUUUAUAUUUUUCUAUGCUAGCACUGCUUUUAAUGACAGGAAAUAAACUAUUUCAAUUCUUGA